Hyalella azteca is the source of this 2792-nucleotide messenger RNA. RefSeq lists its product as uncharacterized. Gene Ontology annotation, biological process: aggrephagy; endosome organization; mitophagy. Gene Ontology annotation, cellular component: amphisome; aggresome. The transcript has 3 exons. The coding region runs from base 145 to 1179 and encodes 344 amino acids. Lineage: Eukaryota; Metazoa; Arthropoda; Malacostraca; Amphipoda; Hyalellidae. The record is from RefSeq and is a predicted model, not a curated record. Gene Ontology annotation, molecular function: K63-linked polyubiquitin modification-dependent protein binding; zinc ion binding; protein kinase C binding.
UGAGCUAUCAUGUUUCAUGUUUGAACAGGAAAUUAGUUGCAUGGUUUAUCCACUUCAUUGAUGUCCAAUCUAUUUCAAUAUAUAAAUAUCCUGCAGAUACUAAUUAUGGUGAACCUAUGAGCUAACCUAGAAGAAUUGUCAAUAAUGCCUCUAAAUGCCCAGAAAGAUGUGUACUUUGGGAAACCUUUGAUAAAUUUCAUCCAAGAUGCAAGAGAUCGUGAGAGAAGUCAGAGAAAUGGCACUACUAAAUACUGUGACCCAAGAUACUCAACUUCAUCUCGGCAAAGCAAAAUGUCCUCCCCGUGGCUUUGCUCAUCAGAAAGUUCAACACGUGGUUACAGCUCACAUGUUACUGAAUCUUGCCUUAAACAGGAUGCUGAAAAAAUCACCCCAGCUGAAAUCAAUCCUCUUAUAUCUGAAGUUACUGGAAACAAGGUUGAUGAAUUUGAUGACUUGGUGCAUCCUCAUGUGCUUUGUGACAGCUGUGAUGGCCCUGUGGUGGGAUUCAGGUACAGAUGCUUGACCUGUCCCAACACUGAUCUCUGUCAGGACUGUGAGAGGGAUCAGCUUCAUGCUCAGCACAACAUGAUCCGCAUCAGCAGCCUUAACAGAGACUCACCAGCAACACAUGCUCAAGUAAGACUUUGUCUCAACAGAGACUCACCAGCAACACAUGCUCAAUUGUUCCUGCUGAGGAAUGCCAGUCUACCUCAAAAACUUGUUCGUCACUCAAGUCUGAGAAAGUCCAAGCGUCCAUCUGAAAAAAAUGGAACAAAAACGCAUGAAGUUAUUCAGUCUAUGGCGUCGCUAUCUAUAAAUGAGACCACAAACUUGACAGCAAAGCAGCAAAUAGGUGCUGCUGGCUCUGCUGAAAGCCAGCUUACUAUACAAGAGCAAAUAAGGAAUGCAGUGGAAGAUUCAUCACUAAGUUUAGCAUCAAAUUCACUUCACUGGAAAGAUUGUUGUCAGAGUUCAGAAGGUAAUAUGCAAAAUCAUUGUUGUAACACGCUCGGAUUAUCAAGUGACACUAGUAGGAAGCCUUUUGAUAAAUCCAUAGUUGAGCUGAUUAAGGAAGGUUUGGAUUGUGAGCGCAGAAUUCCUUCUGUAUCGAGAAGUCUUGAUGACUGUGACAGCUGUGGCAGCAGCAGCAGUAGCUUCGAGCUUCUUGCCAUUGAGUAACUUUUUACAAGUCAAAUAUUCUUCUUUUCAUUAUUUCUACAUUUCAAAACAUUCAAAUGUCAAAAAUUGCUUCAAAAAAUAGCCUGCAAUAUAUACUUCUUUCUUGACAGUUAAAUGCAUUUCACUUAUGAGCUGAACAGGAUAUGCAAUUCUUCCAAUAAUUUCGUAGGUAUUUAUCCACACGGUUACCUGAGCAGCAAUUAGUUCUGAUAUUAAGCAAGAAUAUCAGCGUGUUAGCUGCUGCCUUGUGUAGUUAUGUGAUAGCAGCUAAGUUCUUACAUUGCGCCGUGGACGGUGGCAGUGUGGCGUAAUGCCUGCACGUGGACGGUGGCAGUGUGGCGUAAUGCCUGCACGUGGACGGUGGCAGUGUGGCGUAAUGCCUGCAUGUGGACGGUGGCAGUGUGGCGUAAUGCCUGACGGUGGCAGUGUGGCGUAAUGCCUGCACGGGGACGGUGGCAGUGUGGCGUAAUGCCUGCACGUGGACGGUGGCAGUAUGGCGCAGUGGCUGUAUUGCUUGAGUGUCAACACUUAUUCGUCAUCAACAUGACAUUAUUAUUGAUGCUGGUUCUGCUAUUAAUUAACAAUUAUCUUGUGGUUUCAAUUUGAUAUAAUUUUAAACGGUGAUAUUUUAGACGACAUGGCGGAUAAUUACUGGCUUCAACCAAUGAUGCCAAAAUAGUUGUUGCCUUAUUGAUGUUAUUGGUGCAUUUUGUACAGUUCUGUAUAAUGUAAUUUUAGAUUGUUUUAUGCUCCUUAGUGUCUGUUAUCAGUGAUCCCACUGAAGACUUAACAGCGUCUUGCUGGAGCUUGUUAGCUUAUUCCUUACAAUUGACGGGGUUUUGGUUCGAAUUAUUUUUUUUUAUUUGCACCUCUUUCAAAGAGCCAAUCACUGAUGCCAUACAAACUUUUUUGGCCUGAUAAUAUUUCUAUGCUUUUUCUUCACAAAUUUCUCGUUGUUUCUCUUUUAGUUUGUGCCCUUGAGCUUGGAUUUUGUUGCAAGUUGAGAUGGUAAAAAAUAUGCCUCAGCCCUGCAGUGAUGAAGAUGGAUUUCAGGCGUCCUGUAAAACAUGUUUACGGAUAUUGUUUUGUGCUGAAUAUAAUUCAUUGUGACAUAUGGUCUGAUUUUCAUAUUUGAUGUUGAGUUUUAAAAUUGGUUAUUUAUAUUUAAAUUAAUAUGCUUGAGCAAUUGGAUUGUAUUUUGUCGCAUAAUUUCUCCGGUUCAUUAUCAGCUAUAUGAAGUUUCUUAAUAGGAGUAACGAUUAAGUGCUUUUAACGUAACUUUGACUUCCUCGAUGUCUUGACAUUUCUCGCCAGCAUGCGUGAGAAGCUAGCAUGUGAUCUUAAACAGUCAUAUUUCAUUUAGAACGAAAAUUUAGAUCCAGUUUUCAGAGUGGUAAUAGAAUUUGAUUUUAUGUUCAAUAUUGUCACGUUUGGUUUGCAACAUUCUAUUCUAUCGUUGACCGUUCUGAUCAUGCGUAUGCUGUGGAGCCUCAGUCGCUGGUUCCAAGAGUUCCAUCUUCUAAAGACUUGUAGCUUGCUUGUUUGAAAUACCAUUACUGUAGUAGCCUCGUACCAUUAUUUUUAUAUGGAAUAAACCUGUACUCCUAUCUGCA